Molecule: messenger RNA, 3117 nt
Organism: Eriocheir sinensis (Chinese mitten crab)
Lineage: Eukaryota; Metazoa; Arthropoda; Malacostraca; Decapoda; Varunidae
Product: early endosome antigen 1-like
Exons: 16
Coding region: 1-2214 (737 amino acids)
Source: RefSeq, a predicted model, not a curated record
AUGAGCAGGGCCAGAAAUUUCGGCAAUGUUCAUGGGCUGCCCGGCUUGCCCCAGGCCCGCGUACCCCUCGGACCGCCCCCCCGUCGCCCCGCCCCCACCCCCCCGCGAGUGCCCGCAGCCCCUGCCCGCUCCCUGCCCAUGCCCCAUCCCGAUCCCAUGGCAGGGCGCAGGAUCGACAUGCUGGAGCAGCGCCUCAACGCCACAGAACAGAGCAACAGAACACUCCUGGAUGAGCUCAUGCGCGUACAACAGGAGCUCAAGAUGAACGUGAAGAGGAACGAACUGAGUCUGGGUGAGGAGAAGGAGGCCGUGACGAGGCUGGACUCCGCCAUCAGACAGACACAUGGGAAGACCUUCGAAUUUGAGGAUAGGAUACGGAGGCUCGAGGAUGCUAUCAAGGAUACCCGGAGCGCCCAACAGCAGAUGAACUCCCACGUCAAGAGUAUCGAGAAGGCAGUGUCCUCCGCGCAACAGGACCAGAUGGAGAGGCGGAGCAACAGCGCGCAGAGAAUCCAGGAGUACAAACACGAGAUCAUGAGGGUGACGCAAAGCAAGGAGCAGCUGGAGCGCCUCUGCUUCUCGCUGCGGGACGAGCUGCGUGAGACGACGGCGAAGGUCGACAACGUGACGCAAGAGCUGACGUCCCUGGAGAACAACGUGAGGAUGCAGGGGCGGCUCAUUGAGGACAGCAGCAAGAGGAUGAUGCAGACGCCCAAGGUCCACGCCCCCCUUACCAUCACGCCGCUCCACAUUCCGGCCCCAGCGGCGGAUGACGGGAGGGUGUCCGAGACGGUGCGCCUGGCGAUGGAGGGGAAGCUAAUCCAAAUGAACACCACGAUUCAGGAUUUGACGCAGAGACUCAACUUGGAGGCGAAGAAGAGGGACAGGGUGGAGACGGAGGUGAACAUGAGGAUGAACGAACUCUUGCAGGACUACGGCAGCACCAAGGUGGAGAAGGACAAGGAGAUGAGGGAGUUCGACGAGAAGAUGAAGGAGCUGAGCGCAGGAUUGAGUGCUAGCGAGAAGCAAAGGAUACUCAUGGAAGUGUCCUCCGUGGCGAAGGACCUCUCCCGGAAGAUGGACGAGAAGGAUGCCAAACUACGCGACGACACCGUGAACAAGCUGACAGUGAUAGAGAGCACGCUGGUGAAGGAGAAUAAGCGGAGGGCGCAGGAGGAGAAGGCGCUGCAGGAGAAGGUGGAGGCGCAGCUGAAGGAGGCGAGGAUGUACGGGGAGCAUAAUGCAGACGCCCUCAAGAAGCAUGUGGAUCAACACGAGGAGCGAGUCGGGCAGCGCAUGACGGAGCUGGGUCGCGGCAUGGCCCAGCUGGAGGCGCAGAUGCGGGAUCACGUGAUGGAGCAGGAGAGGGUGCUGGCGGCGGAGAUCACGGACAGGCAGAACGGCAUGAAGGUGUUGGAUGCCAGGGUGUCCGACGUAGACGACCGGGCAAGGAUGGGUUUACUGGAGCUGCAGGGGGCGGUGGGCAUGGUGGACAAGAAGGCGAGCAAGACGAAGACUCAGACGCCGACUCAGCCACAGACCGACUACAGCGAGCUCCAGCGCAUGCAGACAGACAACGCGGAGGGGAUAAGGGAGCAAGUGGCGAAGGACAUGGCGAGGCUGGACCAUCGACUUAGUGACGUGGAGAGCCAGUUGAAACAGAACAAUGACCAAAUCGACCACAAGCUUCAGUCGGUCAAGAAGGAGGAUCAGGAGGCCAGCACCAUCAUGGGCGACAAGAUGCAGCAGAAGAUUGACUCCGUGGUCUUCAGUCACGAGCGGCUCAAGAAACAGGUGGACAAGUUGCAGACGGAAGUACAGGACACGCCCAAGAACCUCGCCAUCCUGAAGGAGGAGGUGAAGGAGGUGGACGGGCGGCUGACGCAGAAGGUGGACCAGGAGAGGAAGGAGAGGAUGGAUGACGUGAAGGACCUGAGAGGCGAAGUGGACCGUAUCGUGGGCAAGGACGAAGCGAAUGCGUCCACUGUGCCCAGCCUGGCGCAGUUGAACCAGGAAGUGGACGACACACAAACGGGGAUGAAGAAGCUGGCGGAGGCGGUACAUGUGGUCAAGUCAUCCUUGGCCGAACGAGUCAAGGACGAGAAGAAGCUGAGGGAGCAGGAGGACAGCAUCUUGAGGCGGGACGUGGAGAGGCUCAACACGAAAUACACGGAAAUGAGAGACAAGUUGAAGACGAUGACGGCGGUCGCGUGAAGCACUUGAGUCUCCCCUUCGUUUUAUCCACAUUUCUUUAUUCAUCUUUAUUAUUGUAUUUUUUUGGUUAUCUGCUUUAUUAUUACUAUUUUUACCAUCAGUUUUUGUUUUUUUUCUCUUGUUCUUAUUCCGCUGGUCUCGAAGUGUGUUUUAUGUUAGUUUCCCCUUUAUUUUGUUAACGGUGUAGAUUUAUUUGCUUGAUUAUUAUUUUUCAUCCUUAUUCAUUGUUAUUUAUCGUUUUUCUUCUCUUGUUUUAUCUAUUUCUGGUUCUUCUUCCUUACUUUUUCUUCCCCUUUUCGUAGUGGCCUAUUAUUUAUUAGCAUUAGUAGGUAUUAUCUUUCUAUAUAUUUUUUCUGUUCUUUGUCUCUGGUUCUUGUUCUUUUCUUCUCCUCUUCGUAUUAUCAUUGGUGUUGUUGUAACGUACUCUCCUAUUUUUCUUCAUAUAUGUUAUAGCAGUAUGGUAUCUACUUACGGUAUCUACGGUAUCUAUCAAUCUUUUAACAUUAUACUCCCUAUUUCCAUUGCAAACUAUUGUAAUGCCAGAGUUUAACAAGGACGGAAAUAUGUGUCGAAGGCAAAAAUAAAGUUUAAGUAGGAAUUAUAAGUACUAUAUAAGGGAGUUGCCCACCGUAACACUUAUAAUUACUUAAACUUGAUUUUUGCCCUCUACACAUAUAUCUCCGUCCUUACUAAAUCCUGGCAUUACACUAUGUACUACUACUACUACUACUACUACUACUACUACUACAACUACUAUCUCUAAGGGGCAAUAACUAGACUAAUAACAUAUGCAUUUAAUCACUGUAAGAGGUCUCAGUUAAUACCUAUAGAACAUGUAUUGAAAGACAACGAAGAAAUAUAUAUACGUAUGUACAUUAUAAACACAAAUAUAAAUAGUAAAGG